AUCUUAAAACUUAAAUCGUAUUUCACAUUUCACUAUUUCAGUCAUUCACGGAUUCAGUCACUGUCUUCAUAAUAUCAUUCUAUUAAUAUUGUUCUGCAGUUUCCAUCAUAGUCAUCCAGCCUGCUAUUAUAGGUCUAUGGCAGUGUCGAUUUACAAUAAUACAAUUUGAAAUUGUUUUCCCUUUUUUGUAUAAACACUGAUUUUUCACAUGUUUGAUCUACUAUUUAGACGAAGAAAGAAGAUAACCUUGUAUUUUGGAAUCUAAUCAAAAACUCAUUGAUAUUUUAUCAAAGUGUAAUACCCUAUGAUAUUUAUAUAUACCCUUAUAAUACAAUAAAUGUGCCUAUGAUAUGUUCAUGCGACUUACGGGUUAUGUAUAUCUAUACCUAUUAUAAUAAUAUUACGCCUGCAAUGCUAAGCAAAUCAGCCAUCAGUCAAUCACUCAAUGUCAGUCAAUCGUGAGAAUUAAUUAUGUUAUUAUCAGCGUGCGCCUCGCUUUCAUUUAAAUAUUUCACAACAUUUAGCCGACAAUCAAUUCGUAUCUGGAUCGACGGGGUUAUAAUAUUGUAAUGCAUGUGACUCGGAGAAGAACUGAAAAAUACUUUGACAUUGUAACGUAACAGCAACAGUAUGUUACUCAACAUCGUUUUGUCGUAACGCACAGACAUUUUACCUUUUUAAUUGAUAAACUUUUUCAAGUUAUUGGAUUAUGCYGUGUUCCAAUAAAAAGUAAUUUAACAGAUGAUAAACUGCUAUUGCUUUGAAUACACUUACCAAUCAGCGAACAUAUAAAUAGUUACAUCAUAGUGAGCUGAUCAAUAUGUCAAUUAGAGGUUCCGCCUGGAAACCAAAUUUACUGAUGGCAUCUUCGGGUUGUCGUGCACAAGCAGUAUGUCGUACAUUCUCAAAGAAGUGCAAGAAAUCUUUAACAGAUGAUUCAUUACUAUUAUCUAUUUUAAAAAAACGCACUAGAAGUUUUUUUAAAAAACAAGACUUUGGCACUCAUAUUUCAAGAACUAGAAAGGUAAUGAUUGCUUGCAAAAAAGUAAUUACUGCAGUCAAUAAGUUUAAGGAAAAAUUAGCCAAACACAGAAAAAACUUGAUCAUGUGUGUGGCUAUGGCUUUUACAUUUGAUUGGUAUAAAGAAAGAAUAUGUGUUGAUGAGUUCAUCAGGUUACGUCAAGAAUUUGGAAUUAUUAAAAAAUUAAAUAAACAAUCUACCACAAAUAAUACUAUCCAAAAUGAGCAGCAAAAUAUUAAUAUUUCUCAAAACACGAAUUCUAAUGAUAAUAAUGAAUUAAAAUCUAARACAGAAAAUAAUCAAAACCAAUUUGAGUUUACACAUACCAGUUAUGAUAGUCCUAGAUGUAGAAACAUGAGUGAGGAAGGAUGGGAACCUUUUACGAGUGGUUCUUAUUACAAUGCUUGGAGAAAACCUAAUGUUGAUUACCCAGAUCAAAAUUUAUAUGUUUAUAAAGUGCAUGGAUCAUUUAAUGAUAUAACAGCAUUGGACUUCAUGCAAGUCCAGUUAGACCUUCAAUAUCGAAAAGAAUGGGAUAGUAUGUCUGUAGAUUUGGAUAUUUUCGAUUCAGAACCUCUUACACAUAGUGAUCUAAUUUACUGGGAAUUUCGUUGGCCGAAAUGGUUUCAAAAUCGCGAUUAUGUGUUUAAACGGCGCUACAAAAUUGACGAAGAUGAAAAAAUAAUGGUGAUUGUUUCUGAAAGUGUUGAACAUCCUGAUUAUCCGGAACAGAAAAAUAAAUGGAGAGUAAAAGAUUAUUGGUCAUAUGUUGUCAUUAAACCACAUGAAGAUUUUGACAAGCCWGGAGUUGAGUUUUCAAUCACUUACUUUGAUGACCCUGGAGUUACAGUUUCAAAUUACCUCACAUCAUGGUACCAAAGUAAAGGAUUGCCUUCAUUUUUAAACGAUCAAAGAUUAGCUGCAUUAAAAUUAAAAAAACGUCGCUCAGAAGAAAGAAAUAUUUUAAACCCAGAUAAAACUAAUUUAGAGACCAAACUAGAUCAACCACAGACACAAACGUCUUGGAUUUCUUGGAUUUUUGGAUACUUUUUAUUUUAAAUGACAUUGAAUAUAAAUUAGUUGUUGAAUAGUCAAUAAAAAAAAAUUUUAUUUGUGCAAA
This is a messenger RNA of Diuraphis noxia (Russian wheat aphid), 2141 nucleotides long. RefSeq lists its product as uncharacterized. The record is from RefSeq and is a predicted model, not a curated record. Lineage: Eukaryota; Metazoa; Arthropoda; Insecta; Hemiptera; Aphididae. Gene Ontology annotation, molecular function: lipid binding.